Molecule: messenger RNA, 4985 nt
Organism: Archocentrus centrarchus (flier cichlid)
Lineage: Eukaryota; Metazoa; Chordata; Actinopteri; Cichliformes; Cichlidae
Gene: mapk8ip1b
Product: mitogen-activated protein kinase 8 interacting protein 1b
Exons: 12
Coding region: 1-2373 (790 amino acids)
Biological process (GO): JNK cascade; regulation of JNK cascade
Cellular component (GO): cytoplasm
Molecular function (GO): JUN kinase binding; MAP kinase scaffold activity
Source: RefSeq, a predicted model, not a curated record
AUGGCGGACAGAGAGAAGAGGAAAGCCACCCCGCCGUCUGGCCGCAACGUCCAGGUGAAGUCCCCGGCCAGCUUCAGGUUGACCCAUGACAUCAGCCUGGAUGAAUUUGAAGAUGACGACCUCUCCGAAAUCACAGAGAUCACAGAUGAGCGCGGGAUGAGCCUCAAUUGCAAUGGCCCAGAUAUAAAGGGCCGUGUGAGGCGAGGAACCAAUAGCAUGUCGGGGAAGGCGGAGCUAGGAGCAGUCGGCCAGCUUCAGGCAGAGAUGCUGCAUUUGGACCUCAUCGAUGGUGCUGACGGUUACCGCGGUGACAAAGAGUCCUCGAAGGCGCCUGCAAUUUCAACUCCUCCAGUUACCAAGGACCCCGCAGCACCUGUUACCAUGGAUACUUAUCGGCCCAAGAGACCCACGACCCUUAACCUCUUCCCAAUUGUGCCACGCACACAGGACACAUUAAACAACAACUCCCUUGGUAAGAAAUACAGCUGGCAGGAAAAGGUUUCGGGCUCAUCCUCGCCUCUUAAAACAGGUGACCUCACCCCUCCACGUGAGCACAGCUGUCUAAGUGACGAGGACAAGGUGCAUGGUGGGGGAGCGCAGACCAAAGACCGCGGGACCUCCACUGAUGCCCCCUGCAGACACAGUCACACCUCGGGACACUCGCACGGCUCGGCUACAGGCGCUGGGACACGUUCCAAGAUUCAGGAGAAGCCGCCUGCGCCACCACCACCACAGAACUAUACACCAGCUCCUCUAUACCCUUCAGGGAAGGCGGAUGGCAGCGGGCACCACAGGGAGAGGAUUAGAUACCACACAGACAUUCACAUAGAGCCCACAGAGGAGAUCUAUCUGACUCCUGUGCAGCGCUCCGCUGAUCCCCUGGAACCCACCAGCGUGCAGGACCGGCCUUUCCUCUCGCAGCAGACUGAGCAGGGCCGCAUGUCCAUUAGCUCUGACACAGAGGGUCCACCUCCUUAUCAGCCCCUCCCAGACCGGACCAACCCCUCCAUCUAUGAGGAGGACGAGAUCUACAUCCCCCCACCUUCAUAUGCUUCCUGUGUAGAGUCUCUCAUCACGCCACCUAGCAUGGCUGUCUCAGCUCACCCCUCCCAUGCACUGGACCUCAGCCUAAAGGGGUCAGGUACAGGGGCCGGGGCCAUGCUGAGGGCUGGGUCAUCAGUUGAAUAUGUUGAUGCCACAGAUGAAAGCUACUGUGGGGAGGAUGAGGAUGUGGACAGGAUAAUAAUGGAUGGAAAGAUGAGAAAGGGAGGAGGAAAGGGAGACAGUGGCGGCAGCAGAACCUACCCACAGAGGACUUCCAUGAGCUCAGAGGCCAGCGGCCUAACAUAUGACUCAGUUAAAUACACUUUGGUGGUAGAUGAGCACGCUCAGCUUGAGUUAGUCAGUCUCCGGCAGUGUUAUCAAGGGUACAGCGAUGACAGCGACUCGGCCACCGUCUAUGACAACUGCGUCUCCUCUCCAUACGAGUCAGCAAUCGGAGAGGAGUAUGAGGAAGAGGAAGAGGAGCAUGACACUCGGAUAGGAGGAGUGCGUAGAGAGGCCACAGCAUGCCUCUCUGAAGAUUCUACUCCAGAGGCGGACCUCCACUUCUCCAAGAAGUUCCUGAAUGUCUUCAUGAAUGGCCGCUCUCGCUCCUCCAGUGCAGAAUCCUUUGGUUUAUAUUCCUGUGUCAUAAAUGGUGAAGAGAAGGAUCAGAGCCACAGAGCAGUUUAUAGGUUUGUCCCUCGCCACGAAGAUGAGUUGGAGCUGGAGGUGGAUGACCCAUUGCUGGUGGAGGUUCAGGCAGAAGAUUACUGGUAUGAGGGCUACAACAUGCGAACUGGUGCCCGUGGGAUCUUCCCAGCCUACUACGCUAUAGAGGUGACCAAGGACACGGAGAGCUACAAAGUGAAGAGCAGUGAAUGGAUGGACAGAUACCGCCUAAAGUUUCUGGGUUCAGUUCAAGUGCCCUACCACAAAGGAAAUGAUGUUUUGUGUGCAGCUAUGCAGAAGAUUGCCACCAACCGAAGGAUGACAGUCAAGUAUAACCCGCCUUCCUCCUGCAUCCUGGAGAUCAGUGUGAAGGGCAUCAAGCUUUCAGUUCAAGAGGACUAUUAUGCCUGUGACAGAAGUAACGAGUGUAGUCACUUCUUCCAGUUAAAGAACGUCUCCUUCUGUGGCUACCACCCAAAAAACAGCAAGUAUUUUGGCUUCAUUACGAAGCACCCGGCAGACCAGAGAUUUGCCUGCCACGUGUUUGUGUCUGAAAACUCUACCAAACCUCUUGCAGAGUCAGUAGGGAAAGCCUUCCAGCUGUACUAUAAAGAGUUUGUGGAGUUCUCGUGCCCUACAGAGGACAUCUACCUGGAAUAGACCUGCCUUUAACCACGACCCUGUAAAGUACACUGUAUCAUAACAUAAUGUUGCAUGAAGGACAGAGAUACAUUAAUUUGGGGAAAAAAUAAAACAUUAACCCAUAUGACAAACAAACAAGAAAAGAAGGUCCGAGUGUUGGAAGUGUGGUGAAAACUCUGGGCAGCAACCAGACACAAAGUUGGACAAAAAAAGGAGUGUCCUGAGAAAUGAAAAUAUGCAAACGGGCAGCUGGUGAGACAAUGGAAAGCACAACUUUGUAACUCUGCAGGUUUGGCGACACUGGUGAGCCUGUAGCAAAGAUAGAAAGCUGAUAAACAGACACUGUGGAAUGCACCACUCUGUACGCUCGAGAGAAGAAGCAGCAUUUGUGAUGUGGAAGUGAACAAGCGAGUGACGGUUGUUUGCUAUGUUUUGAAAUACUGUAUCCAGGUUGUGUCCAUGAGGGAGGUGUGUAUUUACUAAACUGAAAAAUUAUACUAAGCAAAAUGAAAAUCCAUGUAGGAACAGUGAAUUUUAUCCUUAUAUCACACCUAAUCUGAAGAUAUGUCCACAUUAAAAUGAAUAAAUAAAUAAUCCACCCCGAAGCAGUGUUGUAAAAUCAUCAGCUGCAGACUCAAGUGAUGCGCUCUGCAUUUUUGAGUUCUUUCUGCAUUUUUUACGCUUGUCGUUAAAAUCCAGGCACAGCUGUCGGUGCUGCGGGUUCAAAGUACAGCGCAAAGGCAAAAGAGCAGCACUGGUUUGUUCUGCCAUUGAUCCGUGUGGGCCAGGUAAUAAAGGAAAGACUGCAUAUUUAAAGUUAACCGGGAAGUCUUUUAGCUGAAUAAAAGUAAAAAUGCCAAAUAUUAAGUGGUUUCAGCUUCAUUUAACUCAUAUUCCCUCUUUCCACCAAGGUGAGCCAGGUGCUGGUUCUACUGGCAGUGUGGAGUUGGACCUCCAAAAAAUUUGUUUUCCUUUUUCAUGGGCCACUAGAGUCUCAUUUGUCUCUCACAUUGAACACUACUAGAAAACCAAUAAGGGGAUUUUCUUUUCAAUAUUGCCAGUUUGCACAGGUUUCCCAUCCAUACUGACACUUUUCUUUGGAUUGGUCAAAUUAUACACCAGUUUUAUGUUUUGUUUUGUUUUUUAAUAAUGGCAGUAACAAAACCUUACUUUGUCUUCUUGGUCACGGUAAUCAUUCCCAGCCCGUUUUUGUAAGUGUGCCGUAGUUGGAGAGCAUCAAAGGGCUGCUUUGAAUUUGGCUGCUGAUUGGGUCUGUCUGCAAACAGGUCCUCAAACUGCCUCGGUGAAAAAGGCACAAUAAAGAACUCCUUAAUUGCACUGUGCAUCAUUUGUCCAUGCUGAGAAACAGUGCAGGGGUGCACAAGUGUGGUCUUUCCUUUCAUCGAGUUGUUGGUGCUGUAGUGCACAGCUGUACAGCUCUGUCCAUGUGCCCAGUGACGCCUUAGUAAUUCCUAGUCUAAUGUCAGAUAUGCAUUGCUUCUUUACCGUGUGUUCUAAUUAGGUGUGAAAUUAGUGAUAAAGGACAAAAAAACAUCUCAGUUAGGCUGUUUGCAUCUCCUUCACAUGAUGUUUUAGAAACUUGCUCCUCAUAGUUUCCACUUCCAGAAUAUUAUGCGCUCUCAGAGUACUAGAGACAGUGAUCCUUGGUGCAGCAGGUACAGGUGCUAAUGAGGGAGCAAAAACCAAACGCUGGUGUCUUCAGAUCUUCACUAGUAGUGCCUCUUUUUCAUCAGAUCAUUGUAACCUUUUUCAGUCGACAUUAUCACAAUAUUUUACAGGAUUGCCAUUGAGUGUGUGUUGAGCUUAAGAGUUUGAAUGCAAAUUGAUUGUAGGAUUGCUUUGCUGUGAUUUACACUUUAUUCCACUGCAGAUGCUGUACUGUACCUGUGCUGCUAAUGUUCAGUUUCUCCUCUAUCCAUCCUUUUUCUACUUGUCCGUGGGUGGGGGCAGCAGUCUAAACAGAGAUGCCCAGCGGUAGGCUAGCCUUGAAACGUAGUCUCUCCAGGCCAUCCUCAAACAGUGAACUCAAACAGCACAUUUCAGUGCAAAGUAGCAGCUCUAUUUUUCACUCCAGUCAAAUGACUGAUCUCCUCACCCCAUGUCUACAGUUGAGCUUAGACAGCCUUUGGAGUAAGCUCAUUUCUAACACUCCUAUCAGUGAUCAUCUUUCAGCUCAUGGCCACAGAUGAUGAUUGAACUGUAAAUCAGCAGCUUUGUCUUCAAACUCAACUCUCUGUUGACCACAACAGGACGAUCAGUGUUUCCGAAAUAAUUUCAAAUUGUACAGAAUGCAUCUUUUAGCCUAAAUAAGAAGUAAAACAAACAAUAAGAAUGGGCAAAAGACACUUUCUCAAUAUGCCUGUGAUAUCCAUAGGAAUGCAUAACACUUAGGAAAUUGUGAAUUUUAAACUUGGAGAUGGAGUUAUGAUCAUUAGCUGGUGGCUAACAUUUCCCAAGCCUUUGUAGCUGUAGACAAUAAAACUGUGGACUUCAGAGUUGGGGCUUGAUUGAGACCUUAGUCACAAUAUAAAGAAAAAAAAAAAGAAACUCUGACUUAAGUGCUAUGAAAGCCUGUUAACACCCUGUUUCUGAUUUUGUGAAACCUUAGA